AAGUAAAACGAGUAUCAAAGCCCGUCUAUCUAUAAUAUAGUUCAAGCAGCCAUAUUGAGCAGUUGCACUUUCGCGCGAGCAGAAGGAAUAUAGUUCAUUCAGAGUGGCUGACGUUACAACUUCGUAGAUACCCUAGGCCAAGAUAUUCAACUAACGCAACGAUGGCAACAACUCAGAAAAGCUUCGCUAAAGGAAGUUCUGCUCCUGGUCCUGUUCCCAAGGGCCAAAUCAGACUGUUUAGCAUGAGAUUUUGCCCUUUUGCCCAGAGGACCAGGCUUGUGCUUCAUGCCAAGGGUAUCAAACAUGAAACAGUCAACAUUAACCUGAAGGACAAACCUGAUUGGUUUUUGGAGAAGAACCCUCUCGGACUGGUGCCAACGCUGGAGACUGUGAAUGGUCAGGUGAUCUACGAGUCGCCAAUCACGUGCGAGUAUCUGGAUGAGGUGUAUGCAGAGAAGAAACUGCUUCCUUCUGAUCCGUUUGAGAAGGCUCAGCAGAAGAUGCUUCUGGAACAUUUUUCCAAGGUCACUCCGUACUUCUAUAAGAUCCCAAUGGGCAAGAAGAAUGGUGAGGACGUGUCGGGCCUGGAGGCAGAGCUGAAGGAGAAGCUGUCUAAACUAAAUGAGGUGCUGGUCAACAAGAAAACCAAGUUCUUUGGAGGAGAUUCAGUCACGAUGAUCGACUACAUGAUGUGGCCCUGGUUUGAGAGGAUGGAGAUGAUGGAGCUGAAGCAUUGUCUGGAGGGUCGUGCUGAGCUCAAGAAAUGGGUUGAACUCAUGCUGCAAGACCCUACCGUCAAGGCCAACAUGUUCAGCACCGACACCUACAAGGCCUUUUACAAAACCUACAUGGAUGGCAAACCAGACUAUGACUAUGGCCUGUGAGCUCCACGGUGACCGUUACUCUGGAGGCAUCCAUUAUUCCUGAUGGCCUGCCUAACUAGUCGCUUAAUGUUGAUUUGACUGUAGCUUGGAAGUGAAGCUGAAAGGUAAAGGUUGUGGGACUAAAGUCAUACAUUGAUGUUUUUUUUGUAAUAAAAAAAAAAGUGGUGUGUUUUUUUUUAUAUUUGGUGUAGAUUUAAAUGAGUUUAUUUAUGUAGGAACAACUGUCUUUUUGGUAUUUUCAUUUCAGCACUUUAAGCUUUGAGGGCAAUCGUGGAUUUUAUUUCUAACAUUCAGCUGUGGUAUCAGAAGUUUUUCUUACAAAUUGGUGUAAGCAGUCUUUUUUAGCAAAUAAAGACAGUUUUGUUUAAA
Clupea harengus (Atlantic herring) is the source of this 1253-nucleotide messenger RNA. RefSeq names its product glutathione S-transferase omega-1. Lineage: Eukaryota; Metazoa; Chordata; Actinopteri; Clupeiformes; Clupeidae. Gene Ontology annotation, molecular function: glutathione dehydrogenase (ascorbate) activity; glutathione transferase activity. Gene Ontology annotation, biological process: glutathione metabolic process. Gene Ontology annotation, cellular component: cytoplasm. The record is from RefSeq and is a predicted model, not a curated record.